Molecule: messenger RNA, 1117 nt
Organism: Ostrinia furnacalis (Asian corn borer)
Lineage: Eukaryota; Metazoa; Arthropoda; Insecta; Lepidoptera; Crambidae
Gene: Gpa2
Product: Glycoprotein hormone alpha 2
Exons: 3
Coding region: 553-900 (115 amino acids)
Biological process (GO): cell surface receptor signaling pathway
Molecular function (GO): hormone receptor binding
Source: RefSeq, a predicted model, not a curated record
UCACUAACACUUCAUAAUUUCACGGUCCUUUUCAACUGCCUGCCACCUCAUUAAUUUAGACUAACGUCCAAAUAAAUAAAGUUAUGAGGUGGAAACUUUAUGUCAUUUAACUGAAUAAAUUUACAUGAUCAGAGCUAGCAAACCCUUAUCCAGAAUGAAAUUCUAACACAAAAUCUGUACAAAGGCCCUUUUGAGGAAACCUCCCAAACAUACCGAGACUGCACUGAAUUCUGAUGACAUUGCUGUGAGACCAAGAAGAAGCAGUGGAAGAGACGGUCACCAUCAUUUUCAGUGUUUUAUUUAAUAGAAAACUUAAUUAGGUACCCUCUUAGGACUUAGAUAAUAUGCGCAGCUAUGCACAUCAUCACAUCUAAUAAUAAAGUUUCUUUUUAAAUUAAUCCAGGCAUGCAAUUGAAAAUUGCUCUGAAACUUGCCUAAACUUGACCACAUCUGAUCGACUUGUACCAUGACGUCCGUCUUGGUAUAAAAGCUAGCAGUUGAUCAGACUGUAAAGCACAAUUUUUCUUGAACGUCUCCCAAAGUUUACUGAAAAUGUGUCUAAAAGUUUUAAUAUUGUUUUUGUCUCUUAGUGGUACGUUAGCCGCUGACGCGUGGAGAAAACCCGGAUGUCAUCGUAUAGGUCAUACGAGGAAUAUCAGCAUACCAGACUGCGUCGAGUUUAAAAUCACGACAAACGCCUGCCGCGGCUUCUGCGAGUCGUGGUCGCUGCCGAGCAUCAUGCUGGGGUACAAGCGGCAUCCAGUCACGUCGUUAGGACAAUGCUGCAAUAUUAUGGAAGCUGAAGAUGUUCCGGUUAAAGUUCUUUGUUUGGACGGAGAAAGAAAUUUAGUGUUUAAAUCAGCAUUAUCUUGUGCUUGUUAUCAUUGCCAAAAAGAAUAAAAUGCGUGUGCCUACUUUACUACUGAAUAUUAAAUUCAAUUAAAAUUGUAUAAAACUCUAUUAAAAUUUAAUGCAUUGGUAAUAAAUUAUUAAUAACCAGGGACUCUUUGCAACAUGUAAGUAGUAGGAGUUAGAAAUCUAAGUAUGUUGUGCAUUUACUUACUUAUUUUCUAAUAUUUUACUGAAGUAACUAUUCAAACUAACAAUAAUUUAUGUU